Messenger RNA from Arxiozyma heterogenica, 681 nucleotides. RefSeq names its product Rho family GTPase RHO3 (gene RHO3). Lineage: Eukaryota; Fungi; Ascomycota; Saccharomycetes; Saccharomycetales; Saccharomycetaceae. The transcript has a single exon. Gene Ontology annotation, molecular function: GTP binding; protein kinase binding; GTPase activity. The record is from RefSeq and is a predicted model, not a curated record. Gene Ontology annotation, biological process: small GTPase-mediated signal transduction. Gene Ontology annotation, cellular component: cytosol. The coding region runs from base 1 to 681 and encodes 226 amino acids.
AUGGCAUUUUUAUGUGGCUCAUCCAGUUCAACCGUAUCUAAGAAACCAAUUGAAAGAAAAAUUGUUAUCUUAGGUGAUGGUGCAUGUGGUAAAACCUCAUUAUUAAAUGUUUUCACAAGAGGUUAUUUUCCUGAAGUAUACGAACCUACUGUAUUUGAAAAUUAUAUCCAUGAUAUAUUCGUUGAUGGGAAACACAUUACCCUAUCAUUAUGGGACACUGCAGGACAAGAAGAAUUUGAUAGAUUAAGAUCCUUAUCUUAUUCUGAUACUCAUACAAUUAUGCUAUGUUUUAGUGUAGACUCGUAUGACUCUUUAGAAAACGUUAAAAAUAAAUGGGUUAGUGAAAUUACUGAUCAUUGCGAAGGUGUUAAAUUAGUUCUUGUUGCUUUGAAAUGCGAUUUAAGAAAUAACGACACUGAAGCUAUAACUCCAAAUAAUAUUCACAGUAACAAUACCAACUCCAAGAAUAAAAAUAAUAAACUGAUAUCAUAUGAAGAAGGUUUGGCUAUGGCUAAACAAAUUAGUGCAUUACGUUAUUUAGAAUGUAGUGCCAAAUCUAAUAAGGGUGUUAAUGAAGCAUUUACUGAAGCUGCUAGAGUUGCAUUGACUGUAGGUCAACAAGAUGGCCACAGUGACAACAAUAAUAAUAACGACAGUGGAAAUAGUUGUGUAAUCAUGUAA